This is a messenger RNA of Trichoderma asperellum CBS 433.97, 2061 nucleotides long. RefSeq lists its product as uncharacterized. The record is from RefSeq and is a predicted model, not a curated record. NCBI's taxonomy places the organism in Eukaryota, Fungi, Ascomycota, Sordariomycetes, Hypocreales, Hypocreaceae.
AUGGAGAAUCCCCAUUCAACUGCACCGAUUGAGCGGAGAGAAUUCAGGUUAAUUGCAUUGGCACCGAGCGCUGAGUCGGAGAAUAUUGAAUGCAGUUUAUGUUCCUAUUCUCUCGAUGGCAGCUAUCCUGAAUAUACCGCGCUCUCCUAUGCAUGGGGCCAAAAUGUGAGAGACAAGGUUAUCAGGCUUAAUGGAACUCAGUUCCCGGUUGGGAACAACCUCUGGUGGUUUCUGCAUCAUAUGCGGUUGCGAAAUCAGUAUAUCAAUUUUUGGAUUGACGCUAUAUGCAUUGACCAGUCAAACGUCAUGGAGCGAAAUCACCAAGUGCAGAUAAUGCGGAAGAUCUACAGCAACGCCCAAUCGGUCUCGGUGUGGCUGGGGAAAGUCGAUACUUCCUCCGACAGCGACGUGGCGAUGCAAUGGUUGGCGACAAGAACAUCCUGUGAGCUUGGAAACUUCAAUUUUGACAACUUCUGGAGCCUGCGGCAGGCCAAAGCCAUAUUGGCCUUUUGUGAAAUGAACUACUGGCGGAGGGUGUGGAUUAUCCAAGAAAUCAUGUUUGCAAAGGAGAUUACCAUUUACUGCGGCUCCAAACAUAUUAGCUGGAAUACAUUUGAGCAGCUAGUCAAGGAUCUUCAGGCAAUAUCCGAUAUAGGAAGAGAGCACCACACGCCUUGUGCAUCUCUAAUUCUCGCCAGCCCAGCUAUUGUUAUUGCCAAGGCGAAGGCAGCAUGGGGUGGGAAUCUCCAGCCUCUGACAACGUUGCUGCAAUUGUAUCGUGAGCACGAGGCCACAAAUAUACUGGAUAAAGUGUAUGCCUUGCAUGGUCUAGCGAAAGAUAGCUCAGAUAUAGCUGUUGACUACGGUAUAACUGCCGAUGACCUUCUCGUGAAGGUGUUGCAUCAUGCCUAUUGUACUUUGGGAUCCAUAACUGAUAUAAAAGAGGCGAAAAAAUCUCUUGUCCGCUUUGGGGAAAUGGUGGCAGAGAUGCUGGAUAUUGAUUACUCGGCGAAAGGAAUCAGCUUCCACAUCUCCAUGGCUGAAAGACAAUCUCAGGAUGGACAGGCCAAAUCCGUCGAAACUUUGCAUGUCGAAUCUGCCGACAUCAUCGAGCAAACAAAAGACGAUACUGCAGCAUCAACCAGGCCACGGCAGAACGUAGACUACUUAUCGCAUGACUGGAACAAGGAGGAUAUUUGGUCAUGCUGGAGGUACAUUAUUUCCAACAGAGACGAAUUCGCCAACAGCGCUCGACUGGAAAACGCAUCUUGGAGAAACUGGGUCAAGGUUAAGAACAACCUCAAAACAAUAUCGCCAGAUGAAUUGAACUGGCUCAAAGACUAUGAUACCACUUGGCUCUUUGGGCCUCUACAGUGCAGCUCCAAGAAUGCGAACCCACCUUGCAAUGAAGCUUCGAGUGUGGCUCUGUCAAAAACAGAUUUUAACCUAAACAAGAAGCCAAUUUUGAAGAGGAACAACCUGCCUGAAUUCAUUCCUCAAGGGUCACUGGAAUGCGCGCCCCUGUUGAAGCAAACUACAGCGACAAUCCCGGCUCAAGAAACUUGUGAGUCUUUGAAGCGUGGAGAAGACGAUGUCGCCUACCCUGUGGAGAGCCAGAGAGGCAACCAAGACGCUAGUUCUUUUGCGACUUCGGGAGGCUUGUCAAAUACAACCUCCCCCUUUCCCAAACUCAAACAUAUUCAUUUUAAUGAGCUAGUAGAGCAGUGCAUUGCUAUCGAUAUAACGGGCGACUACACGUACGAGGAAGACUGUGAUAUUCACAACGAUGACAGCAAUUCCAGCGAUGAUGGCAUCAUGAUGAAGCGAACCCGACCCAAGAAACGCGUCCCUUGGUAUAAGAAAGAUAGUCGGAAGCCUGCUGAUUUAGAUGGCAAGAUUAUUGCGAAACUGCCACCUAGCUAUCUCAAGUAUCGAGCGUACACUCCGGAAAUCGCCAUUGAUACAGCCAAUAGAGUCUCCCUGGGGGAGUUCUUCCUCGCCCUGAGACCGCCACCUUUUAAAAACAGAGUAAUUUCAAAAUGGUAUAGGAAAUUUAAAUAA